This is a messenger RNA of Aspergillus terreus NIH2624, 1506 nucleotides long. RefSeq names its product NAD(P)/FAD-dependent oxidoreductase. Lineage: Eukaryota; Fungi; Ascomycota; Eurotiomycetes; Eurotiales; Aspergillaceae. The record is from RefSeq and is a predicted model, not a curated record. The coding region runs from base 1 to 1506 and encodes 501 amino acids. The transcript is spliced from 4 exons. Gene Ontology annotation, molecular function: FAD binding; sulfide:quinone oxidoreductase activity. Gene Ontology annotation, cellular component: mitochondrion.
AUGUUUCGCAGUCGGGUUCUGACCGCAGCCUGUGCUGCUGGCCGUUCUGGCAGUGCCACCUCGUCUGGUCAUGUCAUCCGCCAUUUCGCAACGGCCUCUCCAGUAAGCACUGCAGCGCGGAAUCACAAGGUCCUGGUGGUCGGAGGUGGUACUGCCGGCCUGACCAUUAGCCACCAGCUGCUUCGCACCGGCAAGUUCGCCCAGGACGACAUUGCCAUUGUUGAUCCCGCCAUCUGGCAUCAUUAUCAGCCGGGGUGGACCUUGGUGGGCGGCGGUCUCAAAACAAAACAAGAACUGCGACAACCCCUGCACGGGUUGAUCGAUCCCAAGCUCAAGUUCUACAAUGAGAGUGUUGCCACUUUCUCUCCCGAGAACAACCAGCUCACCCUGGGAAAUGGCGGCCAGGUUGGCUAUGAGCAGUUGGUUGUCGCCCCCGGCAUCAGUAUCAACUACGGCGCCAUCAAAGGACUGUCCGAGGCCCUGGCUGCGCCUGAUUCGCUAGUCUCGACGAUCUAUGGCUAUGAGACCUGCGAUAAAGUGUUCGCCACGAUCGAGAAGCUCCAGAAAGGAAAAGCCAUCUUCACCCAGCCUGCCGGCGUGAUCAAAUGUGCCGGUGCUCCCCAGAAGGUACUGUGGCUCGCCCUCGACUACUGGAAGCGGGCUGGCCUUUACAACCCAAGCAACCCCUCCAGCUCGGCCAUCCAAAUUAGCUACGCUACUGGCCUCCCCACCAUGUUUGGUGUCCCCAAGUACAGCGCCAAGCUCGAGGAGCUGCGCAAAGAGCGUGGCGUGGAGGGUCUGUUCCAGCAUGACCUCGUCGCUGUCGAGGGUAACAAGGCCACCUUUGCUCUUCCUGAGGGCAAGGGACAGGUAACCAAAGAGUUUGACCUGCUGCAUGUGGUCCCUAAGAUGGGGCCCCACGCCUUUGUCAAGAACAGCCCCAUCGCCAACGAGGCUGGCUUUGUUGAUGUCGAUGAUGGUACCACGCAACACAAGAAGUACCCCAAUGUGUGGUCGGCCGGUGAUGCGUCCAGCCUUCCGACGUCCAAGACUGCUGCUGCCGUCACGGCCGAAGCCCCGGUGUUGGUCCAUAACCUUCUCCGGUCGAUGGAGGGCAAGGCCGCCGAGGCGGUCUAUGACGGCUACACUUCCUGCCCGCUGCUGACAGAGUAUGGAAAGGUCUUGUUGGCCGAGUUCAAGUAUGGUGGUGAGCCCAAGGAGACCUUCAACAGCUGGUUCGGUAUUGAUCAGGCUACGCCGCGCCGGGAAUUUUACUACCUGAAGAAGGAGUUCUUCCCCUGGGUUUACUACAACUCCAUGGUCAAGGGCACUUGGGAGUUGGACUUGGGAUCCUCGAGCAUUUUCCCCAAUGAUUGUCUGUUGUAUACAAGCAUUUUCUUGAUGGCCUGUGAUGUCAGCGGUUCCCAUGAGGUUUACAACUCUGAGUCCUCUUUGCCAAACUAUGCUUUUGAUAAAGUGAUAGCCGGAUUUUGCCUCUUCACAUAG